Molecule: messenger RNA, 1614 nt
Organism: Corythoichthys intestinalis (scribbled pipefish)
Lineage: Eukaryota; Metazoa; Chordata; Actinopteri; Syngnathiformes; Syngnathidae
Gene: jmjd8
Product: jumonji domain containing 8
Exons: 9
Coding region: 103-936 (277 amino acids)
Cellular component (GO): cytoplasm
Source: RefSeq, a predicted model, not a curated record
UUGCUUGUGAUUGGCUGCCACUAACCCGGAAGUGGCGAACAGCUCUCCAGUUGCGUCUUUCCUUUUUCGCGUCAGUUGCAUGAUUUAAUCCACUUUUUUUGAAUGGAACAUUUGUCAGUUUUCUUCCAAACUCGGUUCCCUUUGGCUCUGUUGACGUUUUGGGUCUUGCUUGAGGCGCAAACGCUCGCAGAGCAACAGGAAUACUGCGACGACGGCGGCUGGUCGUGUGGGUCUCAUUUGAGCGUAGAAGAUGAAGGUCCGUGCAACAUUGAAGUUUUGGACGGUGCCUCGCUGUCAUUACGUCAGUUUUUGGACAAUUAUGCAUACAGCACGCCGGUGAUCAUCACUGGACUGACGCAGAACACUAAAUUUCGUUCCUCGUGCUCCAAGCAGAAUCUGCUGGAUGAGUACGGCGAUCGCCAAGUGCGUCUGAGUACGGCCAACACGUAUUCGUACAGGAAAGUGGACGUGUCGCUGAGGGACUACGUGGACGUCGUCCUCCGGCCGCAGUCUCCCGACGUCCUCGGUAGCGACACGUUAUACCUGUUCGGUGACACCAACUGGAGCGAGUGGCACAAACUUCUGGACCUUUACAAGCCGCCCGCCUACCUGCUACCCGGCACUAGCCGGGCUUUAAGCUUCGGAAUCGCCGGUCCCGGAACUGGCGUCCCUUUCCACUGGCACGGACCGGGGUACUCGGAAGUCAUUUACGGGAGAAAGCGUUGGUUCUUGUACCCGCCCGACCAUGAGCCGCAUUUCCACCCUAAUGUGAGCACUCUGGCGUGGCUGAGGGACGUCUACCCGAAGCUGCCACAGCAACAGGCCCCCUUUGAGUGCACCAUUCGACCUGGACAGGUUCUUUAUUUCCCUGACCGCUGGUGGCACGCCACGCUCAACUUGGACACCAGCGUCUUCAUCUCCACCUUCUUAGGAUGAAGACAACUUUUCACACUUGUAAAAUAAAAUCUUUAAAACGUGAAACGACUGUUUGCAUUGUGUGUGAAUGAGGUGGCACAAGCUUUGGAACAAUAUAGACUUUUAUUAGUUCACUCAAUAAGAAAUGAAAAGACUCAAUGACAACUCAACUUGUCAACACAGGAAGUUGUUCUCCCAACAGCUGCUGCAGCUCACCAAAAUAAAAGCCCCGGAAGCUGUUUGCUUCAGCAUUUGGAGCGUGCCAACUCAACUUCCCGUUGGCCAAAGAAAAAAAAAAAAACUUGCCGUGUAUAAAACCGCAAAAACAAACAAAAAGAUGGUAUGAAAAAGGGUCAAAGUCCAAAGCGAGUCCAGGUUUCGGAAAGAAAAAAAGGUCAACAAACGUGGGGUGCUUGGGGAAUGUUUCACAAUCUUUUAUUCGUUUUGAACCAUAAUGGAAAAAUAGAACCUUUAACAAACGUCUUCAAUUCUCAAGCAAAAAUGUUGAGUGAGCCAAAAGCCAAACCAAGUGCAGCCGCUUCCUUUGGCACCCGCCCCUCAAGUGCUUUCAUCGGGCGACGCGUCGUCGGCGGGAGGGGCUCCGUUGUCUGUCCGUUGUCCGUCCGGUCGGAAGAGACGCCAAAGCAACAAGUCCCGAUUUUAGCCCCUCCCCGCCGCCAGGAGGCGGGGCUUUCAUUU